Mesorhabditis belari is the source of this 309-nucleotide messenger RNA. NCBI's taxonomy places the organism in Eukaryota, Metazoa, Nematoda, Chromadorea, Rhabditida, Rhabditidae. The record is from the annotation of a GenBank genome assembly.
AUGAGGACCAUUAUUUGCUCGAUUUUCUUUAUUAUUCUUCUUCAACAAGUGUAUUCAAGAGAUUCAUCGUUGUGUGGAGAGUGCAGGACAUAUUUCUCGAGAUUAAUCGAUCGAACGUUGAUUGAGGACAUUGAAAUGGACAAGAAUUUGUCCGAGAAACUGGUGAAGAAAUUUUGCGCAAAGCUGAUCCUUCACAUUGGAUCGCAUUUUGAGGCAAAAUGUUUUGAGCAUUUCAGCCCAAUCACGGAAGGCCAAGCAAUGUUAACCCCGAAGUUUGCCUUCAUCGAUCGUGCCUGUUUAUCGUGGUGU